CCUUACCUCACCUCUCACCUCCAAACACCUCCCAGCAAAUAACCCUUGCGCAAAGAAAAAAAAAUCAAAGAGGAAAUAAAUAAAAGAUAAUAACCAAUAACUACCUAACCUACCUACCUUAGUAACUAAUAAAAACAAUUCCAUAAAUUUAAACAACCUCAUACAUAACCCACCCAUAAAUAAAAAUGCUCAUCCGCACCCUCCCCCUCCCCACCCCCCUCACAAUUCCAACCGAGCCCCUAACCCCCAGCUCCUUCGCCCCCUUCGGCGCCGUCCUAACCAACCCAGCCCCCGACCUCCGGCCCUCCGCAGCAGCCGCAUCUACUUCUUCUUCUUCUUCUUCCCUCCUGCCCCAAGGCUACGGCGCCGUGUCCGCCAACCAGGGCACCGCCAUCCAGUACCGGGGCUUAGCGCCGCCCCUGCGGGACUUAUACGCCCAUGCUCCGAGCGGCAAGGGGGCUACGCCGCGGACUACCAUGUUCGUGUGCGGCGCGCGGGAGUUGGAGCCGGAAAGGGAGGAUGGUGCUGGUGCUAGUGCCGGUAGCAACAGCGCGGGCAUAUUCACCGUGCAAAUCCUCGAGCGCCACCCCUUCACCACGCAGACCUUCAUACCUCUCAGCUCCUCCUCUUCCUCCUCCUCUUCCUCACCAGUCCAAUACCUAGUCAUCGUAGCGCCGACCCUGCCCCCCACCAGCGCAGACAACGACCUCCCCGUGCCCGAAGACAGAGACGCCACGCUCCCGGGCCGCGGCAUGCCGGACCUAAGCCGCGUCCGCGCGUUCCUAGCGACGGGCUCGCAGGCCGUGACCUACGGCGCGGGGACAUGGCAUGCGCCGAUGGCGGCGCUCGGACCCCCUGGUUCCGCGGUUGAUUUCGUCGUCGUGCAGUUUGCUAACGACGAGCCGGUUGAGGAUUGCCAGGAGGUGGCUCUCGAGGGGGGAGGGGAGAAUGGCUCGAGGAUAAGGGUUCGGGUGCUGGGGCGUAGGGGGGAGGUUUCGAAACUGUAGGAGGGGGGUAAGCGUUGGGAAGUUUAGGGGGGUUGGAAGGGGGAGGGGGGUAUGGGUAUGUGACGCUAAGAUUAGGUACCUUUGCAUGUAUGGUAUUACCACCCCUAUUUAGUACGAAGAAGAGGGCUCCUAGAUUAAUUGCCAGUCUUUGUUAAGACUCCAAUAGCUACUUGAAGAAUCAUCUACGCAAGAGGUGCCUUAUUUCAGACACUAUCUUACCGUACCAGUCUCGGGGGCAAGGAACCUAGACACCCCUAUUCUAGAGAGACUCCUCGUCUACGAAGCAUAUCACAUCGGAAUUCAAGCACGCACUCUACACUUUU
Messenger RNA from Daldinia loculata, 1330 nucleotides. Its product is annotated as ureidoglycolate hydrolase. Gene Ontology annotation, molecular function: ureidoglycolate hydrolase activity; ureidoglycolate lyase activity. The record is from RefSeq and is a predicted model, not a curated record. The transcript has a single exon. Bases 186 to 1007 code for a protein of 273 amino acids. Gene Ontology annotation, biological process: allantoin catabolic process. Lineage: Eukaryota; Fungi; Ascomycota; Sordariomycetes; Xylariales; Hypoxylaceae.